Molecule: messenger RNA, 388 nt
Organism: Ixodes scapularis (black-legged tick)
Lineage: Eukaryota; Metazoa; Arthropoda; Arachnida; Ixodida; Ixodidae
Exons: 4
Coding region: 65-388 (107 amino acids)
Source: RefSeq, a predicted model, not a curated record
UUCCGAAGCUCUGUUGCGGUUUGGUGUGUCUUUUAUUUUUACGUAGAACUCAUAUCGAUCCGAUAUGCCGCGUCCGAGAAUGGAUUUUGCGACUAAUAAGUGGCGAGGCACCACGCGAGCAAGAAUGAACAGCCCUGGAAGUUAUGGGCACUGCUCAAUUGGCUCAUUCCUCGGUGCUUCUCGAAGGUGCUGCCACGGACUUUGGCUCGUGGGGGUGCCGUCGCUACUGACAAAGCCUGUGCUCCCCGUCGUCCCUGUUGAAAUGGUGGCUGGAACUUGGAGAGGGUUUGCUGCCACAGCCGGGAGUUGCAGGCUUAUCAUGGGCGACACAGUGCUUUGCUCGCACCUUCAUGGAGUACAGCAAUGUGGGGAAGCAAGUCGAGGAUAG